Molecule: messenger RNA, 1671 nt
Organism: Macrosiphum euphorbiae (potato aphid)
Lineage: Eukaryota; Metazoa; Arthropoda; Insecta; Hemiptera; Aphididae
Source: the annotation of a GenBank genome assembly
AUGAGUCGAAGGGGGAGCGAAGGGUCAUCUAAAGAUUUAGACCAGACAAUUCCCACAGAUAAUAAUUUUUCCCCAGACACACAAACCCUUUUAUCUUUUACACCUGUACCAACCACCCGGGCUAGCCUACCGAUUAGGGGAGCUAACCCAGGAGACCCUUUUUCAGGUAGAGAGGUAGCAGAAAUUUCAGUUGACCAUUUAUUAAUCCGAGAAUCAGAUUUAAACUUAAAUACAGAAGAUUUAUUGUUAAACGUAACGAAAGAACUGGAAAAAGUAGAUAAAAGUAUAAUUGAAUUUAAUAACAAGACCCUCACAAACAUGGAUGGAAACUCAGAACCUUCAGGCAGCACCAACCAGUCCAGCAGCACACAACAACCAAAGACUAAGGAACCAGUUCAGCAAGUCGACUGGUCAGCAGACAAUAAUUCGCAUCACAUUUUCCCUGGAACCGAAGGGAUGAAUAAGCAAAGUAUGGGACAAAUAUUAAAUGAUGGAACGAAUAACGGUUCAAUGGAAUCAAAAAAGGAAAAUUUAGUUCACACAGAACAUUUUAAGGAAUUCGAUUUGGAUGCGUUGAUUAACCAACGAAUGAAAGAAUUGUGCAAAAACUACUCGUUGAAGGCGGAAAACACGGAUCAAGGAAAAACAAGUGUGGAAUCAAUACGUGAAAUAAUCGAUGCUAAGAUAAUAGCAGCCUUAGGGAAGAAGGGAUACACCGGAACGCCACAGCCAGAACCGUCAAUGUCUAAUUACAUUGGAUUAAAGGAAGCUCUUAAUUUAUUGCCAAAAUCAUGCGAUGGAAGGGACAUCGAACAAUUAGAUAUUUUCCUAGAAAAUUGCGAAUUUGCAGUAUCAUGCGUGCAAGAGCCUUCCAAGAAUCGUCUACUACAGGCGAUAAUGACAAGACUAACUGGUAAAGCUCGUCAAGUAUCUAGGAACCGAACAUUUUAUACGUGGGAAGCAUUACGAGAAUUUCUGAAGGCUAACCUAGAACCUCAACGUACUACACAGCAUUUAUACCUUGAAUUAUAUUCGUCCAAACAGAAGAAGGAUGAGGAUAUAUUAUCCUAUUCGAUGAGAAUAGAGGAACUUCAAACGCUCCUAAUUGAGCAGGAGACAGCGGAACUAACAGCUGAGGCUGCACGGGCCAUGGAAGCGUCCAUCAAACGUCAAACAAAGCAAGUCUUUAUGGAAGGCUUGGGAAUUUUGAAGGAUUUUAUUAAAGCAAGAAAUCCGCAUACACUAGAAAUGGCUAUCCAAGCUGCCAGGGAGGAAGAAAAAAUUAAAACCUCUUCAGUGGAAACCAAAAAACCAUAUCAACCAACGAAACGGGGAGCAGAAUCUUAUACUUCAGCCAAAAAACCGAACGGGCCGUGUCAUGUAUGCAAAAAACAAGGACAUUGGGCACGAGAUUGCAGAUACGCAGGGAAUUCAAGUUACCAACCGGAAACUACAGUAUCAAAAAAUAAACAGAAUUCUAUUAACGUAGUUAAUUGCCAAUACUGUAAAAAGCCAGGGCAUACCAAAGAAGAAUGUCGGAAAUUAAAAUAUGUAACUGGCAAACGUAAUGAAGAAAAUAAGUCGGGAAACCAACCACAGCCGGGCUCCAGCGGCAGCCGCCCGGCUGGGAGUCUAAAAACAGCCGCGAUUACGUUUUCCCAAUCGUCCUGA